AUGAUGAAGUUUAAGUCCGACCUGAAGACAAUUUAUCCUUUAGUGAAACUUUCCAAUGUACUAGCCAUCGCGCCACCUUAUAAUUUUGGAGAACAACCUGAACCUUGUACCAGAAAAUGCAAAAUAUAUGCGUCAGUUGUGUUAGCAGCGAUAUUAAGCGGGUAUUUUUACAAUGUAUACGGAAAACUUCACAAUGAAAUAAUCAAAAACUUCGACAUGGUUCAAAACCUUAUAGACUUCGCAGCUACUGCUUUUUUAACUAUGGCCAGCACGUCUUUAACAGUUAUUACAGUGCUUUGGAGAGCUGAAAAGUUCAAAUCACUUUUGUUUAGUAUCGAAAAAUUCGAUAGUUCAAUUGGAUUAAAAUGUGGGAAAAGUAAACGGAGAUUCUGGGCAGGCUAUAUUGCCUUACAACUGAUAACAUUAUCCACAAUAUUCAUUGACAGCUUCGUUUGGAUUAAAACUCUUGGACUGAAAAUAUACGUGUACUAUAUUGCAAAAUACGUCAUGUGGUACCAGUUCAACGUAGGAACUUUUUUGAUAUUUUGGCUGGCUCUAGAAAUAGAAGGGAGGUUCAGAGAGGUAAACCGUUUGCUUAUACGUUGUGCUAGAGGUAAAAAGUCUUCAUUUCUAAUACCGACUCUACUGUACGAGUAUUCUAUAGUGAAUAGGAAAGACAAACCGUUCUACAUCAGAAUACCUGAUACAGUUCUUUUAAGAAGCAUAAAGUUCUGGUACAACGACUUUGUUACACUGGUCGAGGAGUUUAAUUCAAUUUUUGGGCUGAACCUUCUAUUUGUUAUUCUGUUUAACAUAACGAACGUUGUACAUUAUACCGAGAUACUCAUGCUUCACGUAAUUUACAAGAAAGUUGAGACGGAUUUUGAAGUCGGAUUUAUUUUUCUGAGUCUCAUGUGGAUAACUGUGGCAUUCGUGCAAACAAUGGCAAUAGCAGCUGCUUGUGAAAGUUUGGCCAACGAAGCCGGUGGAAUAACCGCAAUUUGUUACACUCUUCUUAGCGAGGUAUCCAGUUUUCCAAAAACUGAUUAUGAGGCGGCUUUGAGAAAAGAACUUCUUCUUUUAGCCGAACAGACUGGUGCCGGUCAUCCAAAAGUGUCAGCUGCGGGAUUUUUUGAAGUAAAUUUUGGGAUGAUGGGCUUUGUAGUUGCCAGCGUAACGUCGUAUAUUAUUGUAACUAUCCAGUUUAUGUAA
Anoplophora glabripennis (Asian longhorned beetle) is the source of this 1212-nucleotide messenger RNA. RefSeq lists its product as uncharacterized. Lineage: Eukaryota; Metazoa; Arthropoda; Insecta; Coleoptera; Cerambycidae. Gene Ontology annotation, cellular component: axon; neuronal cell body; dendrite. The coding region runs from base 1 to 1212 and encodes 403 amino acids. The transcript is spliced from 2 exons. Gene Ontology annotation, biological process: sensory perception of taste. The record is from RefSeq and is a predicted model, not a curated record.